Messenger RNA from Pectinophora gossypiella (pink bollworm), 463 nucleotides. Its product is annotated as anti-sigma-I factor RsgI8-like. The transcript is spliced from 2 exons. Lineage: Eukaryota; Metazoa; Arthropoda; Insecta; Lepidoptera; Gelechiidae. Bases 104 to 463 code for a protein of 119 amino acids. The record is from RefSeq and is a predicted model, not a curated record.
GUUCUUUUGAUUCGAGCACGCAUCGAAGGCAGACGUACCAUUUUGAACACGUGUACACUUGUGUUUGAGCACGCGUGCGUUUUGGAAAUUUAGAUUCCAGAUUAUGCCUCUUGAAGACGAGAUCGUUCCACGAAGACGACUGACGAGCCGAGACGAGCCGAGACGAGCCGAGCCGAGCCGAGCCGAGCCGAGACGAGCCGAGACGAGCCGAGACGAGCCGAGACGAGCCGAGCCGAGACGAGCCGAGACGAGCCGAGACGAGCCGAGACGAGCCGAGCCGAGCCGAGCCGAGCCGAGCCGAGCCGAGCCGAGCCGAUACAAGCCGGGAGCGCAGCCGGAGAGAGAGCCGGGAGUGCAGCCGGAGAGAGACGUCGCUUCACGCGUCGGCACAACGAGCGACACAGCCAACGACGUCGCGGCGAAGGGCAGGAGGUGCGACGUUCGUCGGCAGCUAAGGGAAUAG